UACCAAACCAGUCAGAGAUAAAGACGGAGAUGAGGAACAACUGAGAGAGAAACCGAAGAAGGAAAGACAAAUGGACAGUGAUCGGCUGAGAAGACAGAGGGAGAAUGAAAAAGCAAUGGAAAGGAGAAGGAUCAACGGAGGAAGGUAGCUAAACGCCGAAUUGAUGAAGACAAAGGAGCGAUGGAGAAAGCGAGACAAGACCGAGAAACAGAUUGAAAGACAGAGCACAGCCGGUGCAAAAAAUGGGAAGAGCUGUACAUUAAGGCAAGACGAGCAAAGGUAGAAAAACAUACAGCAUGUGAGCAAGAGAAGAAAGAGAGGUGGAAAGAAAUAGAGCCAGAAACAGAUGGACAGAGAGAAAGAAGAAAGACCGGCAGAGAAUGAAAGAGAGGAGAGUAAAGAAAAUGGAGAGACAGACAAAAGAGGAGAUGAGGACCAAAGCAACCGCGGAGGAAGAUGACGGUGGAAGCAUCAUUGAAGAAAAGAACAAGAAAGAUAAAAGUGUCAGUAGGAGAAUCUUCAACUGGGGAAAUACUAAGGUCAAGGAGAGAUACCGACAACAAAUCGAGAGGACCUCUCAGAGGGAGAAGGAGGAAGGCGGUCAUUUAUGCAGCAUAGGCACCUUAGGAGGUGGUCUUGGAUCCGUGGCCCAUUGUCUUGUCAGCACACGGGCCGAGCGCGAGAGAGAGCAGAGGCAGAAUCUGUUCAAGGCUGAACUAAGAAGACAGAAAUGGGAAGGGUGCUGGUAUGAAUACCAAGACAAGAGAAGAGACAAGAAAGAGGAGAAAAGGGAGAAGGAAAAGCUUAAAGAGGAGAAGAUAAGGAUGGCCUCUGAAUCACUCCAGAGUCUACACAUUUAUUUCUCCUGAAGUAUAUUAAUACAAUUAUUCAACUUUUGUUAAGUUCAUCCUGUCAAACAUUCCAGUCAAGGUAGUGACAAAUAAUCGUCCAGUCAGUCUAGCAGUCUAGUGAAGCAGAGAUAGCUAGCUAGCUGAAAAUACUGUAGUUACACCAUAAAAAGCAGGUACCAUCUACCUUAAGCUUAAUAUAGUCUUGGUUGGUGCGUAAAACCAAUAAAUAAUGAAAUCACCAAAAGUUUGAGCAGAAAUGUCUCAAUGAUUGUAAGAUGUCCUUGUUGCUCUAUUGGAGACCACAAAGAAAGGUUUGGUAGCCUAGCCCUAGCCCAUCAACCACCGAUUCAUCAGCUGGGUUAUGUUAAGGAGUGUUAGUGCUGGGUUAGAACAAAUACAGUAGCAGAAAAAAUAUAUUGUCACCCUUGCAAAUUUCUUAAAUA
This is a messenger RNA of Oncorhynchus tshawytscha (Chinook salmon), 1294 nucleotides long. RefSeq names its product histone-lysine N-methyltransferase, H3 lysine-79 specific-like. The record is from RefSeq and is a predicted model, not a curated record. NCBI's taxonomy places the organism in Eukaryota, Metazoa, Chordata, Actinopteri, Salmoniformes, Salmonidae. The transcript is spliced from 2 exons. The coding region runs from base 381 to 869 and encodes 162 amino acids.